Molecule: messenger RNA, 2934 nt
Organism: Fusarium keratoplasticum
Lineage: Eukaryota; Fungi; Ascomycota; Sordariomycetes; Hypocreales; Nectriaceae
Product: HET domain-containing protein
Exons: 2
Coding region: 1-2934 (977 amino acids)
Source: RefSeq, a predicted model, not a curated record
AUGUCUUGCUUCCCGUAUCCACGAGAUACGGAUGUGGAAUCAAUUCGGGUACCCCUGAUAGCGCGAACCCAAUACUCAAUAACGGGACAAACUAAUUUCUCAGACUUCUUCAAGAGGACGCUUGAUGCAGAAACGCAAAAGAUGGAUGCUGCUGAAUCUGAUGGGCAGGAGAGCACUAGCUUGCCUCUAAGCCAUUCGCUGGCUUCAACCAUUCAAUCAUGGCUGUUCUUCGGUCUAGCAUCUGAAGCGCUAGGUCGAAACAUCAGACAUGAGGAAUUCGCAGGCGCUGACCCUGAUGGACCCCAUCCUUCCAUUGAUCUUCGCAUUCCGGAAUGGUACUGGCGGGAGCUUAAAGCUCGAUGGGAUGAACUAGAUGACAGCCUCACUGCUGCGGAAUUCGAUGCCAAGAGGACUCAGCUAAAAAAGAUCUACGAGAGCGCACAGAUACUCGUCAUCUACAUGGAUCUUCUGGCGAACGUUCUGGACGACGAUAAGCUUACAGAAAUUCUCCUCUCAAUACACAUGCUGUUAUAUCUUGUGGCGUCUGUGCUCGAUUCUAAUACGCUCAAGGUCACCCAGACGACCACAAGCUCAGCAUCAACAAAGUUACUCAAGCGCAGAAUGGUCAAGAAUGGGUGGUGCGAAAAGAGGCUGAACUUCUUGGAUGCAUCUCCGAUGUUUUACCCAGCAUUUUACUUCCUAUCGUCACUCAAGCCACCUCGCAUCAAUGCGGAAGAUCACUCGAGCUGCAGUAGCGACAGAUGUCUUGUUACUAGCAAGUUAUCUAAGCCUCUUCACCGCACUGACGAAUGUCUUUGUGAAGAUGUCGUCGUCCCGGUCGACAAGGUGAAUACCAUCGUGGCUUCCGGAGGGAUUCCUUUGGCCAGGAUUACACGGUCACCGCUUGGCAAGACAGAGCUCGAAGUGGUUCCCUAUACGCCAUCCUCCAGAUUUAUCGCAAUAUCUCACGUCUGGGGUGAUCAACAAUUCGGAUCUUCUCAGAACUGCUUACCCAAAUGUCAAGUCGGAUACCUUGAAGAAGUGCUUUCGAGUUUGCCCACCUCCAUGGAUCACUGGGGAUUGCGCGAAUGGGUCGCAAAUUGGCGGUCUUCUCGGCCAGGCGAGAUCGCACCGCCGAGUCGCGCAUACGAAUACUUCUGGUUGGACAGCUUCUGUAUACCUCAAGCUGUCGAACACGCCGGCCUUCGAAGCAAAGCCAUCGAGUCAAUGAACCUCAUUUACGCUGCGGCAUCCCACACCUUCGUCUUUGAUAAGGGGCUACAAACCUUGGACGCUGGUCGACGCCCGGCUUCCCUUGCGCAUGGUGGACGUCCGACCUACUACAGCCCUCAAGACGAAAACUUGCUGGAUGUUGUGGCAUAUAUAUAUGCUUCAAAUUGGAUGGGCAGAGCGUGGACUUUGCAGGAGGGCAUCCUGUCAAGACAUAUUGUUUUUCCACUCCACGGAUCGUUAGCAUACCUCAAGCUGUUAUGGCCGCAUUUCGAUGAUGGCUUUGGUGACUUCUGGGAAUACCUCGUGACUACGAUCCCGAAGGACCUCAGGCGAUCAGCUCGCGAGUUGCUCCCGCGUAGGAGCAAACCUAAGACCGGGGUCAGUAAGCGUCUGCAAGACGAAUCUGAGCCAUUCCGUGAGUCGGUGCGGCAUCAACUCUUAACACAUGUGAAGAAUUCUUUGCAUGUCGAAGAGUACAACGAUUACGCGCGAACGCCGGCUGACAGAGCAGCAAGAUUUGUCAAAGCUCACUCUCUUCUCCAAUCUAGAACGACAACUCAGGCCGAAGAUAUUCCACUGAUUUUGAUGAAUAUGUCGUGCAUGAAUGCGAAUGCCAUAUCACAAAGUAAAACCAUCGAUGCAAGGAUGAAGCAACUCUUCUAUGGCCUCGAGUCACUUCCGACCGAGCUUCUCUUUUCUGAUUGCGCCAGACUGGGCCCGGGCACUGUGGAUGCUUGGAUACCACGUGAGAUAGUUCCCGAGAGUUUUGAGGGCAAGCACACUCUCAAGCUUGGCUCAGCAGGUUUCACCUUCGAGACCAGAAAAGGCGCUCAAGCUCUCAAGUUCUUUUUGCUAUCAUCAACGCAUCGAUCGGAUCGCUUCCGGCUCCUCCUACCGGAUCAGAAGGACGAAAAAAGCCUCAAAUACAAUGUUGAAGCACUGCAGAGAUCGAAUGACGAGCAACCUGCUGCACCCACAAGUGUAUUGUGCAUUGUAGUCGACAAUGAACCGCCCGAACGAGGAGCACGAUUUAUCGUCAAUCGAGUUGUGGGCAACAAGUACUUCCUCCACUUCGACUGCCCUCUGCGCCUAACCGAGAUCGAUGACUCGAAAAGUCCUAGCGAUGCCCAACAGGACCCAAAGCACGAAUGUGGUGCAGUCAGUCUGAACGGCGACUUCAUCAUUGAGCGCAGUUACGAGCCACAAGACUUGAGCAUUUCGCGUCCCCAAAAUCCAGAACAAUAUUCGGACAGGCUGAUAGUCAUCGGUCAGGCCAUUUGCGGCACAAUCAAUCUGGGAGAGCGCUACUUGAUCAGGGCGAUCUGGGGCGACGAGAACUCCAUGAGCACGCUCUUCUACAUCUUUUACGGCUUGUACAGUUUCAAGAAACAUCAAUGGGUGGAGAGGGCCUUGAAUGCAUUUGUGCACCGAGCAUGGAUGGCAACAUACCAGCCGGAUUGGGACCCUAAUGGGCCAUGGAAGUGGUUUUGGAAGCUGUCGAACUGGGAACCACCGAUCCCUUUCAGAACUUUGAUGAAAUGGUGGUGCUCCUUGGUUUUCUUUCUUAGUUUCGAAACCGAAAGUUGGUCAGGAGUGGGGAUUGUCACGCUGUAUUGGCUGCCUCUGUUUCCGAAGCAGGAACUGAUGAAUAUGUAUGUGACAGCAAUGUUCUCGAAGAUCGUUCUUUCGUUCUUCUUCUAG